Suillus bovinus is the source of this 747-nucleotide messenger RNA. Its product is annotated as serine hydrolase FSH. Gene Ontology annotation, cellular component: cytoplasm; nucleus. NCBI's taxonomy places the organism in Eukaryota, Fungi, Basidiomycota, Agaricomycetes, Boletales, Suillaceae. The record is from RefSeq and is a predicted model, not a curated record. The coding region runs from base 1 to 747 and encodes 248 amino acids. The transcript has 9 exons.
AUGACUGCUCCAACGAAGGUGCUAAUGCUUCAUGGACACUCGCAGAAUGCCAGUAUAUUCAGUAAACGCCUUGGGGCCUUGAGGAAAUCGAUGGGAAAAGACAUUGAAAUGGUAUUCGUCGACGGACCCGUUGUCUUACUUCCUGUUGACCUCGACGGCGCCUCAUCUACAGCUCUCGGAGCUUCAGAGGCGAACGCGACAUCCUCUGAUCCUUCAACUACGCCCCGAGCUUGGUGGAAAACUAACCCGGAGAAAACAAUCGCUCACGGCUUAGAAGACUCCAUACUCUGUUUGAGAGAUAUUCUUCAGCGUGAUCGAUAUGACGGUGUGUUUGGGUUCAGUCAAGGAGCAGCUAUGGCUGCUCUGCUUGUCGCUCUCUUAGAGCAGCCUCAGAAAUACCCUCCUUUUCUCGUUGACGGAGGAGCCCCUCACCCGCCUUUCAAAUUCUGCGUAGCGGUCUCAGGCUUUAAGGCACCCGGGUCUCUCAGUGCAGAAAUUUUCGGGACAUCGUAUUCUACACCAACGCUGCACGUUCUCGGGAGAAACGAUGUAAUUGUCAUUGAGGAGCGCUCGAAGCGUCUACUUGAUCUCUCGCAGAACAAGAGAUUGGAGGAACAUGAUGGCGGUCAUUUCGUGCCCUCGAAGGCCAACUGGAGGAAUUUCUUCCGCAAUUACUUGACUGAUCCUCUUGGAGUGAUUCCUUCCCCAGAACAGAGAACUGUUUCUCAGCCUGCCCACGACGAUUGA